AUGACUGUGAACCACCAAAAUAAAUUUCCAAUCACAUUUUCUGUUAUCUCUUUUUAUACCAACAUGGCGGAUGUCUUCGCUGAGUGUGAGUCGCCCUUAAGAGUGAAAGAAAUGGAAAAAAAGCGAAGGAAACCACGUGUGUGGGGUGUAAAAGUAACAACAAUAUUUUAUACUUUUCUCAUCGCUUCUUUUGUAGUGAAUGGUCUUUCGCGCCAGGAGUCCUUACCAGACAUCAGAAAGCCGAUUGGAUUUUACGGUACUAUUAUUCUGGCAGCUAUUUGCGUGAUCUGCUUAGUAGUUCUAGCGAUUGAUAUGUUCGACAGUUCAAGUGCAACAUACAGAUCAUCAUCAUCCGAUAUUUCUCUCAAUUUGACUCCUGAACCAAUUCACGAAAAUCAAUUGCCUUUGAAACCACCGAGAAGAAAGUAUGUGAAAAAUUCCUCAUCUGGAGAAUUACCAAAUGGAAGCGGGAUUUGUGGAGAUUUUGAACUAUCCCCUCUUGUUUGAUGCUAGUACUAAAAAUAUUAGGUUCUGAAUGUAUGCUACAGAGCUUGAGUUAUUGUUUUGGGAGGGAAAAAAAUCCUUUUUUAAGCGCUUAAUACUGCUGACUUUCGUGUACCUAGUCAUAUUUUUCAAUGUUUAUGAAGUUCUUAAAAAGGAAUUAUCUUAAUAAAAUUUAUGGAUCUUUUUA
Messenger RNA from Stegodyphus dumicola, 691 nucleotides. RefSeq lists its product as uncharacterized. The record is from RefSeq and is a predicted model, not a curated record. Lineage: Eukaryota; Metazoa; Arthropoda; Arachnida; Araneae; Eresidae.